This is a messenger RNA of Astyanax mexicanus (Mexican tetra), 665 nucleotides long. RefSeq names its product NADH:ubiquinone oxidoreductase subunit B8 (gene ndufb8). The transcript has 5 exons. Gene Ontology annotation, cellular component: mitochondrion. Lineage: Eukaryota; Metazoa; Chordata; Actinopteri; Characiformes; Acestrorhamphidae. Gene Ontology annotation, biological process: mitochondrial electron transport, NADH to ubiquinone. The coding region runs from base 60 to 608 and encodes 182 amino acids. The record is from RefSeq and is a predicted model, not a curated record.
GUACCCGUCUGCUCUAGUCUGCGAGUUCCGUGUGCGCAUGCGCGGCUGCGGAGCUGAAGAUGGCGGCGCGCGCUCUGAGUAAAUCGGGCCGGUUUGAUAAAGUGUAUAAACUGGUGAUCGGCUCCAGGUCGGCAUCUGGUGUAUCUAAAGGUUCUCUGCCAGGACCCUACCCCCAGACCCCUGAAGAAAGGGCAGCAGCAGCUAAAAAAUACAACCUAAGGCUGGAAGACUAUCAGCCAUACCCUGACGACGGAAAAGGGUAUGGAGAUUACCCGAUGCUGCCCAACCGCUCUCAGCAGGAGAGAGACCCCUGGUACAGUUGGGACCACCCAGACCUGAGGAGGAAUUGGGGUGAAUCGAUGCACUGGGACUUUGAUAUGUAUACCCGGAACAGGGUUGACACAUCUCCUUCACCGGUUGACUGGUCCACUAUGUCUAAGACCCUGCUGGGAUACCUGGGGUUCAUGCUGCUGAUGUUUGGGCUCGGGGAAGUGUUCCCUAUGUACCAGCCAGUGAUGCCAAAGCAGUACCCCUACAAUGAUCUAUAUCUGGAGAGAGGCGGAGACCCAGAGAAACAGCCUGAACCUGUUAAACAUUAUGAAAUCUAAUCUUGUAUAAUACUCUGUGUGUGUUUUUCUGUCUAAAAUAAAGUAAAUUAUAAUGGA